Messenger RNA from Bombina bombina (fire-bellied toad), 3637 nucleotides. Its product is annotated as E-selectin-like. NCBI's taxonomy places the organism in Eukaryota, Metazoa, Chordata, Amphibia, Anura, Bombinatoridae. Gene Ontology annotation, biological process: leukocyte tethering or rolling; heterophilic cell-cell adhesion; response to cytokine. Gene Ontology annotation, cellular component: membrane; external side of plasma membrane. The transcript has 20 exons. Bases 157 to 3060 code for a protein of 967 amino acids. Gene Ontology annotation, molecular function: oligosaccharide binding; sialic acid binding. The record is from RefSeq and is a predicted model, not a curated record.
CAAGCAAACAGCACUUUAGUCCCUAUUUUGGAUUUCCUUCUUGAAGAAGAUUACACCUAAAACUUCAGCUAACAAUUAUUGUUCUGAGAUCUUUUUCCUCAAAGAACUAUUUUGUCACUGGUUAUUGCUGCACAGUUUCUGAAAUAAAGUAGAAGAAUGAUUGCACUAUUUUAUUUCUCCUUCUUAAGUUAUGGCUUUUCAAUGUUUUCUGGAGUACACGGCUGGUCUUAUUUCUACUCUUCAGUCAACAUGACUUAUCAAGAGGCAAGAAAUUAUUGUAAAACUCAUUAUACAGAUUUGGUGGCAAUUCAAAACCAAGAGGAAAUCAAGUAUCUGAACGAGAUUCUUCCUUUCAAUCGUGCAUACUACUGGAUCGGCAUCCGUAAGAUCAACAACCAGUGGACUUGGGUGGGAACCAACAAAAAGCUUACCAAAGAGGCAGAAAACUGGGCCAGCAAUGAACCCAACAACAAGAGGAAGGAUGAGGACUGUGUUGAGAUGUAUGUUGGAAGAAAAGCAGAUGCUGGAAAAUGGAAUGAUGCAUCCUGUAAAAACCGAAAAGUUGCUUUGUGUUACACAGCUGCGUGCAAUGCUACCUCUUGCAGUGGUCAUGGAGAAUGCAUUGAGACAAUAAAUAAUUAUACAUGCAAGUGUAAUGAAGGUUUUUAUGGAGAGAAGUGUGACAAAGUUGUAACCUGUGAACCUUUGGAACAACCCGAUAAAGGAUCAUUUAAUUGCUUUGCUCCUAAUGGCAACUUCAAUUACGGGACAUCUUGUGAGUUUAGCUGCCAGGAAGGUUACGAUAUGGACUCUGAUAGCACAAUCCACUGCACUGUUUCUGGAUGGUCUUCAAGUGCCCCUCAAUGCAAUGUGAUAAAUUGUUAUAAUUUGAAAACUCCAGAUCAUGGAUCCAUGAGAUGCAGUGGCCCCUUUGGUGAAUUUUUGUAUAACUCCAGUUGUGAGUUUUCCUGUGAUGAAGGAUUUGAGCUUGUUGGGAAUAAUAAACUCCAGUGUAUGGGAAACUCUGAAUGGAAUGGUGUGGUACCACAGUGUACAGCUGUCAAGUGCCAAGCAAUAAAUAAUAUUGACCAAGGAACAGUUACCUGCAGCCUUACUAAUGGGGACUUCACAUAUAAAUCAAGUUGUCAUUUCAAAUGUUCCGAAGGAUUUGCUUUGAUUGGAUCAGAAAGCGUCCAAUGCACAGCACAAGGAGAGUGGACAAAUGAAAUUCCUCACUGUGAAGUUAUUCAAUGUGAGCGUCCAGUUGAACCACAAUAUGGAUUAAUCAGCUGUUCUAAUGCAGAAGACAAUCUACCAGAAAACUCUACAUGCGAUUUUAGUUGUGUUAAAGGCUUUGCAUUGGUUGGGUCGCCCUCUCUACUUUGUAUUGCUCCUGGACAGUGGACAGAAGAAGCACCAAUAUGUAAAGCUGUGUCAUGCCCAGAUCUUACAAACCCUGAACAAGCUAAGAUGGACUGCGAAGAUGAUUUUGGAAGAUUUAAAUAUAACUCAAAUUGCUCUUUCCAGUGCAAUGAAGGUUUUAUCUUAAUUGGAACUGAGUCACUGCAGUGUUCCUCAUCUGGGUCUUGGAGCGCCAUAGUACCUGAAUGUCAAGCUAUUCAGUGUCAGUCUUUAAAUGCCCCAGAAAAUGGCAAUAUCCAUUGCCAAGGCAAAUCAACUUACAACUCGAGAUGUUCCGUUACUUGUGCAGAAGGGUUCAAUUUAAUUGGAGCGUCAGAGCUCACUUGUGCCUCCUCUGGAGAGUGGACAUCUGAUAUCCCCGAAUGUGAAGCUGUACAAUGUCCAUCUUUGAAAGCCCCAGAAAAUGGAUAUAUCGAUUGCCAAGGAAAAUUAUUUUACAACUCCAAAUGUUCCUUUACUUGUGCAGAAGGGUUCAAGUUAAUCGGAGCAUCAGAGCUCAACUGUGAAGCCUCUGGAGAGUGGACAUCUUUUGCACCAACAUGUGAAGCUGUUCAGUGUCCAUCUUUAAAUGCCCCACAAAAUGGACUAAUCGAUUGCCAAGGAAAACCAUUUUACAACUCAAGAUGUUCUGUUACUUGCGCAGAAGGCUUUAAUUUAAUUGGAGCGUCAGAGCUCACUUGUGCCUUCUCUGGAGAGUGGACAUCGGAUAUCCCCAUAUGUGAAGCUGUACAAUGUCCAUCUUUGAAAGCCCCAGAAAAUGGAUAUAUCGAUUGCCAAGAAAAAUCAUUUUACAACUCCAAAUGUUCCUUCACUUGUGCAGAAGGGUUCAAGUUAAUCGGAAGAUCAGAGCUCAACUGUGAAGCCUCUGGAGAGUGGACCUCUUCUGCGCCAACAUGUGAAGUUGUUCAGUGUCCAUCUUUAAAAGCCCCAGAAAAUGGUCAUAUCGAUUGCCAAGGAAAAUCAUUUUACAACUCCAAAUGUUCCUUUACUUGUGCAGAAGGGUUCAAGUUAUUCGGAACAUCAGAGCUCAACUGUGAAUCGUCUGGAGAGUGGACAUCUUCUGCGCCAAAAUGUGAAGCUGUUCAGUGUCCAUCUUUAAAUGCCCCAGAAAAUGGACAUAUUGAGUGCCAGGGAAAAUCAUCUUACAACUCCAGGUGUUCUUUUACUUGUGCAGAAGGGUUCAAGUUAAUGGGUGCAUCGGAGCUCACUUGUGCGUCUUCUGGAGAGUGGACCUCUUCUACACCAACAUGUGAAGCUGUGCAAUGUGGAACUCUUCCUAUUCCAGACAUGGGCAUAAUGAACUGUACUAAUGUUCUUGGAGACUUCAAAUUUGGCACUGUGUGUAAAUUUGAUUGCAAAGAUGAAUGGCUUCUAAAUGGAUCAAAUACUUUAGAGUGCAGCAGUGAUGGCAAAUGGAGCGCUACUAUUCCCACUUGUGAAGGUCCCAAAGUUCCUGAUGAUCCCACUUUGAAGAUUACUGUAGGAGCUGUAGCCACUGGUGCAUCUGUCUUGUCUACUGCUUCCUUACUAGCCUGGCUUGUUAAACGUCUUCGGAAAUCAGCAAAGAAAUUUACUCCUUCCAGUAGCUGCCAAACUCUUGAAAAUGCUGGCAUUUACCAGAACGCAGAAGACGUGUGAUUUUCCAUAUUAAGAGGAAGUCUACAAUAAACUUAUUACAAGAACUAAUGGCACCUGGAAGUCUUCUUUCUGUCUGGAAUGAAAUAUGAGUACUACAUGAAAAGAAGAAACGGAAUGUACGUGGUACUAACCAAUUUUAUAGCUCAUUGAUUGGUCUAUGACAUCAUCAAUACCAAACGCUAUAAGACCCACAUCAAAAGAACAUUUUUUCGAGAUGUUGAAUAAAAUGACUUGGUUUGUUCUAUGAACUUCCACCAACAGAACUCUGGGGUACUAAAAGUGAUUAAAGAGAAAAGAAUAUAUGGAGACACAGGGUGUACAAAUUACAUUUUACAGUUUUCAGAAGGAAAUUUCAAAAUAAAUAAACUAUUAUUCUAACUUUGCUAAACUCAUUAAAAGUCAUCUCCAUCUUAACUAGUGGAGAUACUGGAGGGACCUUUUAGUGAAAUUUGCCUAGCAAUGCAAUGGAUUUGUAGAGUAUCAUUAGCCAAUUACAUGCAUUUUCUCAAUUCAUGUUUAAUUUAUUAGUUUUAUAAACUAAUACAAAGUCAAAUGACAACUGUGGUACCUGUUUAAA